UCCAAACAAUCUCCCUCUCUUUUGUAGUUGUACAUCUACCCCCUUCCUUCCACUUUAGUCUUCUCCAAUUCAAUGGCGAGGCUCUCACUUCUCCUCCUGCUCCUUGUCCUAAUCUCUUCGCCCUCCUCUCGAGCCAACCCUUCUAAAAGUGCAUUCCCUUUGACGUCGGAGAAACUGCAGAAUGGGCUGUACCGGAGCAAUCUGCAGAGCAAAUAUGGCCCUGGAAGCUUGACAACCUACCAAUGCCCCGGGGAGUGCACAAGGAGGUGUUCCAAGACGCAGUACCACAAGCCAUGCAUGUUCUUCUGUCAAAAGUGUUGCAGGAAGUGCCUGUGUGUGCCUCCAGGGUUUUAUGGCAACAAGCAGGUUUGUUCCUGCUACAAUAACUGGAAAACCAAGAGAGGUGGCCCGAAGUGUCCUUAGAUUCUUGGUCCUGCAACCUAAAUGUUUGUUUUGUUUAGCUUCUGUUGGUGGAUUAGUUUGUCAGAGGUGAUGAUGGCGAAGCUGCUGAGUGUUUUUGUGUUUUGCAUGCUUUGUAGGAAACUGAUGUUAUCAUUUAGUUCAUCAGCUAAUGGUUAAUAGACUUGUUUUCA
This is a messenger RNA of Zingiber officinale, 593 nucleotides long. RefSeq names its product gibberellin-regulated protein 6-like. Lineage: Eukaryota; Viridiplantae; Streptophyta; Magnoliopsida; Zingiberales; Zingiberaceae. The coding region runs from base 73 to 423 and encodes 116 amino acids. The transcript is spliced from 2 exons. The record is from RefSeq and is a predicted model, not a curated record.